CGAGUCCAAUAAUCAUGCAUCGGGUUCUCAGCCUGCUCGUUCUCUCGGUCGUCGCCGUCUCGGCCGAGCACCCCGCCACGGGGACCCCGGACCAGUCGGGCAGCCAGCACACGAUCCCGUCUGGCAGCGGCAACGGCUUUCCCGACGUCGACACCCCCCACGCUGGCAACGAGUCAGACCAUGACGAGCUCCGCCUCUUUGAACUCAACCACUUCAACGGCUCGGAAGACCGCCCCCAUGGCCCCUUCAACGGCUCGGACGUCCGUCCGCACUUCAACUUCAACAGCUCUGACGACCACCCGCAUUUCGUCUUCAACAGCACCUAUGGUCGUCCGCACUUCAACUUCAACGGCUCGGAUGUCCGCCGUCAUGGCCCCGGCAAUGCUUCCGACGACCGCCCUUUUGGACGCGGCAAUGGCUCUGACGACCACCCGCAUUUCGUCUUCAACAGCACCGAUGGUCGUCCGCACCUUCCGUUCAACGGCUCGGAUGGUCGUCCGCAGUGGCACCCGCACGGUCGCUGGAACAGCUCGGAGUUCGAUCACCAAGGCCAUCACUUCAACGGGUCAACGAACGGCCGCCCCAUCGACGGCUUCAACGCGUCCGACGCGCCGCAGCACGGAAGCUUCCAAGCCUCUCUGCGCGGUUCCCGCUCGUCGAGUGGGAGCGACGAGUAAGUGAGCACCGUCCUUCCAUGGCAGCUGCUAUUGUUUGCCUGAAGUUACUACGUCUUCGAUGACGAUGAGCGAUAACUCGGAACAAUUCACAAUAUGUUUACACGAGAUGA
Molecule: messenger RNA, 787 nt
Organism: Saprolegnia diclina VS20
Lineage: Eukaryota; Oomycota; Saprolegniomycetes; Saprolegniales; Saprolegniaceae
Exons: 1
Coding region: 15-677 (220 amino acids)
Source: RefSeq, a predicted model, not a curated record